GAAAGGCAUCAAACUAUUUAAAUAACACUUUGUGCUGCCUCGGCUUAAAAAGGGAGUUUUUUAGCGGUGGAUACCAGGAGGCACAUUUUCAAUUAGGCAAAGAGGAAAAAGACGAGCAAAAUUUUAUUAUUCCCCUUUUCACUGUGGAUUUUUUACUUCAUAAAUAAGGACGUUGGAAUUAAUGCACUUUUAAAACACAUUUUCAAGGGAUUUUAUACUUUUGUAAACUUUUUCUUUCAUUAAAGGGAGCAGCAGGUUUGUGCUGCACCAUGAAGGUGGCAGGAAUAAGUUUGCUCUUGAUGCUUUGUUCCUGUGAAGGUGCGAGAGUCGCAGAGAGUCGAGACGACAAUAGUGUGUUUGACUUGUUUGAGCUCAUCCGAGUCCCCAGUAAGAACCACGGGGUCACCCUGGCGAAAGGAGACGACCCGUACAGCCCCGCCUACAAGAUCCUCAACCCGGACCUGAUCCCCCCCGUGCCCGAGAGCGCCUUCAGGGACCUGAUCGACUCGGUCCACGCCGAAAGGGGCUUCCUACUCCUGCUCAACUUCAAGCAGUUUAAACGGACCCGGGGCAGCCUCCUGACCGUGGAGAAGCGAGACGGCUCCGGACCCGUCUUCGAGAUCGUCUCCAACGGCAAGGCGAACACGCUGGACAUCGUUUACUCCACCGAGAACAAGCAGCAGGUGGUUUCCAUCGAGGAGGUGGAUCUGGCCACGGGUAGCUGGAAGAACAUCACGCUCUUCGUGCAGGAGGACCGGGCGCAGCUAUUCGCAGGAUGCGAGGAGGUGAACACCGCCGAGCUGGAUGCGCCCAUCCAGAACAUCCUGACGCAAGGCACUCCAGCCGGCGCGCAGCUCCGAGUCGGGAAGGGAGCAGUGAACGACAGGUUCAUGGGGGUGCUGCAAAACGUGCGGUUUGUGUUUGGAACAACUCUGGACGCGAUUCUGCGCAACAAAGGAUGCCAGAGCUCUGCUUCAAGUGACACAAUGAUUGUGACUAACCUGAACGGCUCCUCUGCCAUCAGAACAGAGUACUCUGGACACAAAACCAAAGACCUGCAGAUGGUGUGUGGUUUCUCCUGUGAGGAUCUGGUCAGCAUGUUCAAGGAGCUGAAAGGCCUCGGUGUCGUGGUAAAGGAGCUGUCCAAUGAGCUCCGCCAACUGACAAAUGAGAACAAGCUUAUUAAGAACCGGAUUGGCAUUCAUAGUGGCGUCUGCAUCCACAACGGCAUUGUGCGCAAGAACAAAGACGAAUGGACUGUCGAUGACUGCACUGAGUGCACUUGUCAGAACUCUGCCACCGUGUGCCGCAAAAUCUCCUGCCCUCUGAUCCCGUGUGCCAACGCUACCGUCCCCGAUGGCGAAUGCUGUCCUCGUUGUGGAACACCGAGUGACUAUGCCGAGGACGGCUGGUCGCCCUGGUCUGAAUGGACUCAUUGUUCUGUGUCUUGUGGGCGGGGCAUCCAGCAGCGUGGGCGCUCUUGCGACCGUAUCAAUAAUAUCUGCGAGGGCACCUCGGUGCAAACCCGCGACUGCUACCUCCAGGAGUGUGACAAGCGCUUCAAGCAGGACGGAAACUGGAGUCAUUGGUCACCCUGGUCGUCGUGCUCCGUCACCUGUGGUUCUGGUGUCAUCACUCGUAUCCGCCUCUGCAACUCCCCCACCCCUCAGCUGGGAGGCAGGGACUGUGUGGGAGAGGGCCGACAAACUGAGAAGUGCGAGAAGUCUCCAUGUCCCAUUAACGGGAACUGGGGACCCUGGUCACCAUGGGGUACGUGCACCCUCACCUGUGGGGGUGGAGUUCAAACUCGUAAGCGCCUGUGCAAUGAUCCUGCCCCACUGCAUGGUGGUAAAGAGUGUGUUGGCGAUGCCAUAGACAAACAGAUGUGCAAUAAAAAAGCUUGCCCAAUAGAUGGAUGCUUGUCCAACCCUUGCUUUUCUGGAGCCAAGUGCACUAGUUUCCCUGACGGUUCCUGGAAGUGUGGGAAGUGCCCAGUUGGCUUCACAGGAAAUGGCGUAAAGUGCAGAGAUGUUGAUGAGUGCAAGGAGGUUCCAGAUGCGUGCUUUGAGUUUAACGGUGUGCACCGCUGUGAGAACACAGAUCCAGGAUACAACUGUCUGCCCUGCCCUCCUCGCUACUCAGGACCCCAACCGUUUGGCAAAGGUGUUGAGGAAGCUGUUGCUAACAAACAGGUGUGCACACCCCGUAAUCCUUGCCUUGAUGGAAGCCAUGACUGCAACAAAAACGCUCGCUGCAACUACCUCGGACACUUUUCCGACCCCAUGUUCCGCUGUGAGUGCAAGCCUGGAUAUGCUGGCAAUGGUCAUAUCUGUGGAGAGGACACGGAUUUGGACGGAUGGCCCAAUGCUGAUCUAGUAUGUGUGGAGAAUGCCACCUACCACUGUAAAAAGGACAACUGUCCCAAUCUUCCAAACUCAGGGCAGGAAGAUUAUGAUAAGGAUGGAACUGGAGAUGCUUGUGACGAUGAUGAUGACAAUGAUGGUAUUCCUGAUGACAGGGACAACUGUCCAUUCGUGUACAAUCCCAGGCAGUAUGAUUAUGACCGCGAUGAAGUGGGGGAUCGCUGUGACAACUGCCCUUACAAUAGCAACCCAGACCAGACAGACACAGACAACAACGGCGAGGGAGACGCCUGUGCUGUGGACAUCGAUGGAGAUGGAAUACUGAAUGAGAAGGACAACUGUCCCUAUAUAUACAACGUUGACCAGAGAGACACAGAUCUGGACGGAGUGGGAGACAUGUGUGAUAACUGUCCACUGGAACAUAAUCCCGAUCAGGUGGAUUCAGAUGACGAUAGAGUGGGAGACAAGUGUGACAGUAACCAGGACAUCGAUGAGGACGGACACCAGAACAACCUGGACAAUUGCCCAUAUAUUCCCAAUGCCAACCAGGCUGAUCACGAUAAGGAUGGCAAGGGAGAUGCCUGUGACCAUGAUGACGACAACGAUGGCAUCCCUGAUGACAAAGACAACUGUAGACUGGCCUUCAACCCCGACCAGCUGGAUUCUGAUGGCGAUGGUCGUGGAGAUGCUUGCAAAGACGACUUUGACCAAGACAACGUUCCUGAUAUCUAUGAUGUUUGUCCUGAGAACUUUGAUAUCAGUGAGACAGACUUCCGCAAGUUCCAGAUGGUUCCUCUGGAUCCAAAAGGCACCUCCCAGAUCGAUCCUAACUGGGUUGUCCGGCAUCAAGGCAAAGAGCUGGUUCAGACCGUCAACUGCGAUCCUGGCAUUGCAGUCGGUUACCACGAAUUCAACGCCGUGGACUUCAGUGGAACUUUCUUCAUAAACACAGAGAGAGAUGACGAUUAUGCUGGCUUUGUGUUCGGCUACCAAUCCAGUUCCAGGUUCUAUGUCGUGAUGUGGAAGCAGAUCACACAGACCUACUGGUCCAGUAAACCCACCAAGGCCCAGGGAUACUCAGGUCUGUCCAUCAAAGUAGUUAACUCCACCACCGGCCCAGGAGAGCACCUCAGAAAUGCUCUCUGGCACACAGGCAACACCGCAGGACAGGUCCGUACUCUCUGGCAUGACCCUAAAAAUGUCGGCUGGAAAGACUUCACUGCCUACAGGUGGCAUCUGAUUCACAGGCCAAGAACAGGAUUGAUCAGAGUUGUGAUGUAUGAGGGUAAGAAGAUCAUGGCAGAUUCUGGUAGCAUCUAUGACAAGACGUAUGCAGGUGGCAGGCUAGGUCUUUUUGUCUUCUCACAGGAAAUGGUUUAUUUCUCAGACCUCAAGUAUGAAUGCAGAGAUGCAUAAAAUGAUGGUCAAACUCUGAGGAAUGCACCUUUUUUUGUAAAGUAAGAACAUAUUUUCUCCUGCAAAGUCCAGGAGCUGAUUUAUUUCUGCAUUACUUUUCUUCCGUGGCACGCACUCUUGGAUGGGGCGAAGGGCGUACUGUUAGCCUCAGGGUAACCUGAAGUUGGUUUGGGCAAAGCACCAGCUAGCCAACUUCCGGUUGAGGAUCAGAGGUCAAGGGGAGCUGAAAAGACUCUGACUUUGCAAGAUGAACACCAACAUUGGGAAAGGUUCCUCAGAAAACAAUGCACUUCACUUCAAUGUCUUUUCAUUACUCUGUAUCUUGUCUUCAGCCCGUGUGCCUCACUUUUUGGAUAGACAUCCCAAAGAAAAAACAUAUACUCUCUGUUCUUUACCAGACUACUCUUUGUAUGAUUUGUGAAUGAUACUUUUGAGGAUUCAAAGAAUGAACACAGCACACUUUAGGACUUGAAAUGAUUUAAGGGGAAUGUUAAGUUGCAGGAGGUAUGUGUUUAUUCAUGAACAGUGUGCGUGGAAAAUUAGCCAUGAAUGGAUAAAGAGAAUCCUUCACCUGCCUACCUAAGAAACUCUGUUGAGUAGAGAAAUUAAGUUUUGCUUAGUUCUAGUUAAAACAGAAGAACCACAAGCUGAUGUCUGAAUUUUUGACUCAGGAUAAGAUGGAAGUGACGCUCUUCCGAUAUUAAACCAAUGAGAAAAAUCUAAUUGCCUGGUAUCAAAAAGCCAUGAUCAAUUUUAAAAUGACCAUUUAGUCACUGAAGAGAUUUCUGUCCCUCAACUUUUGAGGAUUUCAAGAUGAAAUGAUGUAAAUACAUCUAGCUUAUCGACUCUUGCCUACAAUGUAGGCAGCGAAAAGAAGUAGUACUAAAAUGAGUAAAACUCCUAAUAAGUGUCUUUGUUCUAGUAAAAGCUGAUUUACAAGGUGAAUUCGGUAUUCCUCAGAACUUUUUUUAAUAUGAAGUUGGUGUGAUUUUUAUACCUUUUCUGCAGAGAGAGAUGACAUUUUUAAUGUACAAUUAUUACCUCAUUGCUGUUUAUAAUCUGAUAAAACAAAACAAUGCUUUUUCACAAUCUUCUGAAAUGUUGGACAUUCUAGUGCUACCCUAGCAUAAGCUGUAAAUAGUUUUUGUAUCUAAGAAGCAGAGCAGAGUUCCCAGGGCCAAGGUGUACCCCAGUAAAAAUGGGAGAUUUUUAGAUAUUUGCUUUGCCACAUAUUUUCAGUGCUAUUUUUAGCAAAUAAAUUAUUGUUUUGUUUGUCCUAGCUGUUUGUGAGAGCUUGAUUUGUGUGUGCGUAUAGAUACAUGCUAUUUAAAUAAUUUAUCAGGAUGUGAGAUCUUGUAAAAGGGGACAUGUCCGUCUGUAUAAACAGUUUGCACACUGACGCGAGGAUGUUCUGUUCUUUAUUGUUUUUCUUUCUUUUGUUGUUGUGUAUCUGUUUAUAUUAUUAGUUUUGUCUGUAAACAUUUUCUUAGUUGUAUAAAGCAAAAUGAUGUUUUUAUUCGCUGCAAAUUUUUUGUUACCAACUUUAGAAAAUAAAUAGUUGUUAAAAUGUAA
Poeciliopsis prolifica (blackstripe livebearer) is the source of this 5351-nucleotide messenger RNA. RefSeq names its product thrombospondin 1b (gene thbs1b). NCBI's taxonomy places the organism in Eukaryota, Metazoa, Chordata, Actinopteri, Cyprinodontiformes, Poeciliidae. Gene Ontology annotation, biological process: negative regulation of angiogenesis; cell adhesion. Gene Ontology annotation, molecular function: protein binding; calcium ion binding. The record is from RefSeq and is a predicted model, not a curated record. The transcript has 23 exons. The coding region runs from base 270 to 3779 and encodes 1169 amino acids. Gene Ontology annotation, cellular component: extracellular region.